ACCAGUUUGCUUUUAAUACGCCGGCCAAAUCGGUUGUGUGUUUUUGUGUUGCACCUUUUUUUCGGUAGUGAUGUAAAAAUUUGUGAGAAACAUUUCAAUUUGCGCGUGUGUAUGGAUAGACGGAUUGAUAAAUGUAUGUGGAUUAUUGAAGUGUGUCAUAUGUUUUAGUGGAUGUUCGUUUGAACCGGCACCACGAUGGCGUUGCCGUCGCUUCUAUAUGUGAUACUUGGCGUCUCCGUCCCCGUUAUAGCCGAAAUCGAAAUGGAGUUCACCAAGUAUCCCGAGUCAGUGACAGCGCCGGUCGGAGACGAGGUGACCUUCGAGUGUGCGGUCCGAGUUCCGGGGGAGAGGCUUACGUGGCGCUGGCGGGCUGAUGAUGACCAAGAGUGGAGGGACUGGAACAAUGUGGACGGCAUCAAUGACAAGGACGGCGUUACCACGCGGCUGGUGGUGCAAGUGAGAGAGAACACUCCCACUUCUUUGUAUCAGUGUAUGGCUUGGUAUGGCUCGAUAAUUCUUGUAUCGAUCCCGGCGCGCCUCACCAUCGCCAAGAUCGAUCUCAGCAGGAACUCCCCGGAGAGGCGGGUCAUCUUAGCGCCUCUGCAUAACUCUGUGGUCCUACACUGUAAAGAGCCGAGGUCAGAACCGCCUGCGAAACUGAGCUGGUGGAAGGAAACAACAAAGGGUUCAAGAAAACAGCUCGACACAUCUCACGGAGUCCUCGUCAUUAACAACGCGACAGUAGAAGACAGCGGAACUUACGGCUGCACCGCCAUCAAUGACAUCAGCGAGCAGACCGCUGACUUGCCUGAGAGGACUUACUUGAAGGUGCAGCAUGAGGGACACGGAGGGUUCAGAUUCUUGGAAACGGAAGAUUACGUGGGAACAAUUGACAAAGAUCGAGUAUUGACUAUGCCUGUAAUGCCGGACAACUCUUUGAGGCUCUGGUGCGGCGCGGUGGGCACUCCUCAGCCAAGAGUCGUGUGGAGCAAAGGCACGGACACCAAUCUACCUGGUCACACCAACAGCCUGGUUAUAGAGAACUUUACUGGAGAACAUGAGGGCGUAUACUCCUGCUCGGCCAACGCUCUGCGUCGAUCGUGGAAGGUUGUAGCGCUGCAGCCUCCGCACUGGGAAGGCUCGGCCAACAGCGUCAACGCCAGCGAAGGCCUGAGCGCCCGCAUCUCCUGCGGCGUGCCACAUGGACAACCAGCGCCGGUGGUGCAUUGGAUGUUUAAUGCUGAACUGGUCAAAACUGGAAAGGGCAUAAAGGCUACAGACUCGGACAUGUACAUCGAGCGCGUGGAGAAGCGGCACGCGGGCGUGGUGCAGUGCUUCGCGUGCAACUCGCUCGGCUGCGCCUACGACGCCGCCAUGCUCACUGUCGUGCCGGUGCAGAUAUCUGAUCAGGACUAUUCCGCGGAAACGCCGAAGAUUCACAUACCUUCGCAGUCUCCCAAACGGCACAAUAAGAAAAAUCCCAGGAAACAUAAAGCGGUUUUGAUACCACCGUCGCGGCCCAAUGUGACGAGACUGUCGGACAAGAGUGUGAUGGUGUCGUGGUCCCAUGACAACCACGGCCUGCCGAUACAGUUCUUCAAAGUGCAGUACAGGGAAGUGACCAACUCGUCCAACAUCCAGUGGCACACUGAGAGCACCGACAUACCGACGCAUAUACAUUCCUUUGAAAUAGACGGACUCUACCCCGACAAGUACUACAAGUUUCGUAUAGCAGCGGUGUACUCGAAUCAGGACAACAAGUUGGGACGUAGUAGCGGAAAGUUCUUCCUGCAACGUGGCGGCACACAGAGUCCGAGAGCGCCCACGCUGGACAAGGCUACGUCUUUGUCGCCGCACAGCAUACAACUUAACUGGACGUGGUCGGCCCACGGCGGCGUAGAGGCGGAGGGUUUCUACGUGUACUACCGCGCCGUGUCGUGGGCGGGCGCCUACGAGAAGGUGACGGCUGCCGGCCACCAGCGCAGCAUGGUCAUGGCGCACCUGGCGCCCGACACGGCCUACGAGCUCAAGAUACAGGCCUACACUGCGCAGGCGCCCUCGGACUUCAGCGCCAUACUGAUCGCGAAGACUCAACGCGCGUUGAACGCUCCAAGUACAAGUACCGAGGCACCAGCUAAAGAGGAGGAGAGCGCGCCCGGCACUCUGGUGACGGCGGGCGGCGCGGCGGGCGCGGCUGCUCUGCUGCUCAUACUGGCCGGCACCUUCCUGCUGUGCCGGCGCGCUAAGAGACCGCACGCUGACAAAGAGAAAGGGCCCGGACCGGAAGGUGGCACUAAUAACGGAUACCUGCCCGCUAAAGUGCCGAUCACCAUCACGGCGAAUCCUAUGCAUGGAGAGGGCGGUGACAGUAGUGUGGAAAUGUCCUUCCUUCAUAACAACAAUUGUGGAAACAAUGCCAAUAGCGACGACACAUUACCACAUUCAAGGAAGAACGGACCAUCACGACAAUAUGUGUGAACAAAGAUGCUCAAUAUGAACUGUAUUGCGUAGAUGAUAAAGUUCAUUUUUAAAUAUGCAGCUCAGUGUUGCCAGUGUGAAUAAUUUUCUACCAUUACGGUAGUAUUAAAAUAAAUUUUAAAAUGCAAUUGUGAUAACUUUACCGGCCGAAGUGCAUGGACUUUUGAGAGUACAAAAGGAUAUUUAUUUAUAUUUUAGAAAUAUUGUUCGAGUGUGGGUUGGGUGACUAAUGACUAUGCAUUUAUGUGCGUUUAUUAGACGUAUUUAAAAUAAGAUCUAUCUAUAUAAAUAAGGAUUUUUUGAUAUAAGCAUAUAGUUCUUGGGCCUAAGAACAAAAUAUUUAUUCAUAACCAUAAAACUUUAUGUAUGUGAUGUCGGAUACUCCAAAGUUUCGGAGACGGCUUCGAAGACGACACCGUUUCAAUGUUUGUUAUCACUAAACAUACAUUUAUUGUCACUACCAGCUAAUAUUACCAUACAAUUUGCAAAUAAAUAAAUUGAAUUGGAUUGUUGCCUUCGGUGAGUGCGCGCAGGAACUUGCCAAUUUUAAAGAAAAAGAAAGAAGAAAAAAAAUCCUCUUUAGAAAAAAGAUCUUGUUCCUCUUUCUUCUUCCUAUCACAGAACAACAAGAGAGUUGCUAAGUUCGCGGCGUCUUGCUGUUCUGAUAUGUUCUGUACAUCAUUAUGUUGUUGAUAUCCAGGCAACUCGAGCUAACGCAAAAACUUGGAAUGACCUUCCGGGGUUUGUUUCCUGACAUUUACAAUUCAAACACCUUCAAAGCAAAAGUGGGUAGGCAUAUUCUAGGUAAGCGCGCUCCACAUAAUCCAAAUAUCACAUACACAAAGUUUGAGCAGAUAGUCAUGAAUAAAUAUUUCGUUUUGGGCGCAAAGACUAUAAGAUAGUAGGUAAUGUUAUAUAGAAUAAAGCAGGACACUUUUUUAUUAUAUUUUUAACGCUUAUUUAAUGUAAAUAUUUGACUUAAUUCUAAGUUCCAUUCCCAGUUGAAUAAUGAGUGAAUUAAACUUAAAUAACUUAAGCUAUACUUAAGUAUCGAUAUUUAAUAAAAUAAGACAUAAUAGAUCUGUUCACUAUACUCAAAAUGUUGCCAUUUAAAAAAACAUUUAACUACUAAUAUUUUGUAUUAUUUAACUUGUUUGAUAUCAUGUAAUUAAUUGGGCAAUGUACUUAAUAAAAUUAUCUUUAUGUUUAACUAUAAGAUAUUGUACUUGAAUAAUUUAAUUAAAGCAGAACUAUCAUUUUUAAAUACAAUACAUAUUUCUGUUUUAGGUUCAAUUUAACUAGUAAGUUUAGGUAAUUUGCUUACUUUAAAUAAUUGAAAGUGCCUAACUUGUUUUAUACUAAGGUAUUAAAGAUUUUUUUUCGUAAUCUCUCCUAUCAAACGCGAUAUUAUUUAGAUCUGAUCACGAGGGCAUGGAUUAGAAUCGAAAAUAAAUUGAACAUAUCAUUUCAUUUGCUUAGGUACUUGAGUGAAAUUUUCGUUGUGUGUAGUACAAUGUUGCUUGUUUACGUUUUUAUUUAUUUUCUGUUUUUACAACAUUUGUAGUUAUAGUCGGAUGCAAUCUUUAUGACGUCGCCGAAAUGAUGCAGGUGUCCUUACGCUAAAAUGCGGGGGUGAAGUCCUGCCGCCGCGCCCCUACGAAACCGAUGAUACCUAAAAUCUUGUAUUGCGCUGCUUAAUGCACGAAGUUCGGGAACAUCAUAUAGAUUGUAAAUGUCAUCCGAUUAUACUUAUUUGUGUUUUUUUUUAAUUAAAAAAAAAAUUAACUGAUGUCAGAGAGUAUUGCAAACGACAGACUGAACUUGUGUAAAGGUAAUAUAAAUAAAGUGCUAAUUUAAC
Bicyclus anynana (squinting bush brown) is the source of this 4336-nucleotide messenger RNA. It is a transcript of the gene boi, whose product is annotated as interference hedgehog. The transcript has 16 exons. The coding region runs from base 196 to 2478 and encodes 760 amino acids. NCBI's taxonomy places the organism in Eukaryota, Metazoa, Arthropoda, Insecta, Lepidoptera, Nymphalidae. The record is from RefSeq and is a predicted model, not a curated record. Gene Ontology annotation, molecular function: protein binding.